Phlebotomus argentipes is the source of this 3883-nucleotide messenger RNA. RefSeq names its product patj homolog (gene Patj). Gene Ontology annotation, molecular function: protein binding. NCBI's taxonomy places the organism in Eukaryota, Metazoa, Arthropoda, Insecta, Diptera, Psychodidae. The record is from RefSeq and is a predicted model, not a curated record. The transcript is spliced from 4 exons. The coding region runs from base 268 to 2898 and encodes 876 amino acids.
GGCGGCGAUUUCUCAUCGAUUUGACAUUUUCUGUCCGUGGCAAAAGUGCAGGAAGUGGUUUUUCGCGGAUUUCAUCCCCAAAAAGGGCCCUGGAAAAUGUUCUGACUGUCGCGUUGCGUGUAGUGAGAGUUCCGGUUGCGUGUACAUUCGUUAUCUGGGCGGUUGUGUCGCGCGCAUUUCCUUUUAUUUCCACCGCAAUUCGACCUAUAUUUUCGUGUUUUCGGAGGGAGUGUUUUUCCUGGUUCCUCUGCCCACCGAAUCGCUAGGAUGCACCUGAACGCAGACAUCUCGAGCGCCCUGCAGCAGAUUGAGGCCAUCAAGAAGGUCAUCGACGAGUCCGACGACCCGAAGCUGCAGCAAGCGACAAAUGACGACCUGAAGCUGAUUCUGGACAUCCUCACGGAUCCCGUGUUCCGCAACAUUGUGCAGGUGCAGGACUCUCUGGCGGAGCUCAACACGCAGAUCGCCAAGCACCCCUCCAUCCUCGCCGGUGACUUCGACAUCACGGCGUCCGGCGACCUGGUGCUCACCGUGCCCGCGACGCCCGAGUUGUACGCCGAGUAUCCGGACGAGCAGCGCGUGCCCAGCGCCCAGCUGUCGCCCCGCGACUCCGUCAGUCCGUCCACGGUUGCGCACAACUUCAACAGCCUCUCUGGGCCUAUCGGCAGCGUGUCCGACCAGAUCCUGUCCAUGGAGUCGCACCAGUUCUCCUCGCUGACGAAGAAGGACGAGUCGCGCGGCGUGAGCGACGAAGAGCGACCGCAGUCGGCCGUGAGUGAAGCGUCGGCGAAGCAUGCGGACGUGAUCCCAUCCGAGUGGGCGCAGAUCCAGGCGAUCGAGCUGAUCAACGACGGCACGGGCCUGGGCUUCGGCAUAAUCGGCGCGCGCACGGCGGGCGUGAUCGUGAAGACGAUCCUGGCGGGCGGCGUGGCGGAUAGGGACCAGCGGCUGCGCAGCGGCGACCACAUCCUGCAGAUCGGAGACGUGAAUCUGCACGACAUGGUGUCCGAGCAGGUGGCGUCCGUGCUGCGACAGUCCGGCACGCAUGUGCGGCUGGUGGUGGCGCGCCCCGUGGACCCCAUGACGGCCACGCAGGACGUCGAGGGCACGGCGAUCGUGCCGUCGCGCCUUCUCACGGACCCGGCGGAGCUGGAACGCUACUUGAUCGCGGCCGGCUAUCCGGAGAUCUUCGGCGAUACCUCGACGCCGUCCACGCCCACGUCGUCGUCGCAGGCGGAGCAGCGCUUCAAGUAUAGCGGCGACAUCAGCAUGCGGCCCAGGCUGUCGCCGCCUCUGGGCGAACUGGAGCUGCCGGAGACGGAACGCUUCACUGUAGAGCUGACGAAGGACAGCAAUGGCCUGGGCAUCACGAUCGCCGGUUACGUGUGCGAGAAGGAGGAGCUGUCGGGCAUCUUCGUGAAGAGCGUCUCGCCGGGCAGCGCGGCGGACGUGAGCGGGCGGAUUCAGGUGAACGAUCGCAUCAUCGAGGUGGAUGGGCAGUCACUGCAGGGCUUCUCAAACCACGAGGCCGUGGACGUGCUGAAGAAGAGCGGCGCCGUGGUGUGUCUCUGCCUGGAGCGCUAUCUCAGGGGACCAAAGUACGAGCAGCUGCAGCAGGCGAUCGCCGCCAAUGAGCUGAAGCCCUCGACGCCGGCUACGCCGCCGCACGUACAAUAUCCCGGCCGUCCGUUGAGCGCGUCUUCGCACUAUCGCGACGACGAGCGCAAGCACUCGAUCGGCUCUGUGCCGGAUCUGUUGGAGAAGAAGCACUCGAUGGAUGGCGGGCGGAAGCUGGCGCUGGCCAGGGACUCGUUGGAGACGAAGGCGGAGCUGCCGCAGGACGUCGAAGACGAGCUGGGCGAGGACGAGGAGGAACUGAUCGUGCAGCCACGUAAGAUGAGCAUCAUCGAGACGGCCAACAUCGCCACCAUCAACAAGCACAAGUACUUCGUGGAGCCCAUCCUCACGGAGGACAUCGAGGCGGCCAUCCGGAAGAAGUGGCACGCGAUCGUGGGCAACGACGUGAUCAUCGUGGUGGCGCAGAUACGCAAGUUCACGCCCGUCAGUGGCCUGGGCAUCUCGCUGGAGGGCACGGUGGACGUGGAGGGCGGCCGCGAGGUGCGCCCGCACCACUACAUCCGUUCCAUCCUGCCCGAGGGCCCCGUGGGCCAGAACGGGCUGCUGCAGUCGGCCGACGAGCUGCUGGAGGUGAACGGGCAGCGUCUACUGGGUAUGAACCACUUGGAAGUGGUGUCCAUCCUCAAGGAACUGCCGCAGGACGUGCGCAUGGUGUGCGCGCGCGACCGGAACCAGAUGGUGCCAUUCACGGAGGAGAACAUCUGCAAUGCACUCGGCCUGGGCUUCCAGAGCUCGCCCAAUCUCGAAAAUCUCACGCCGGCGUCCGAGCGAUUGGUGAAGGCCAAGUCUGACGGCAGUCUGGCCACGUCGGCGUCCAGCCAAACGGACGAGAAUUUCGUCAAGAUGAAGUCCAGAUCCCUGGAGCCUCUGACCGGCCUGGCGAUGUGGAGCUCUGAGCCGCAGAUCAUUGAGCUGGUGAAGGGCGAGCGCGGCCUGGGCUUCUCCAUUCUGGACUACCAGGACCCGCUGGACUCCAACGACACGCUCAUCGUCAUCCGCUCGCUGGUGCCGGGCGGCGUGGCGCAGCUCGACGGGCGCCUGAUCCCGGGCGACCGGCUGCUGUUCGUGAACGACAUCAACCUGGAGAACGCGUCGCUCGAUCAGGCCGUGCAGGCGCUGAAGGGCGCUGCCAAGGGUGUGGUGCGCAUCGGCGUGGCGAAGCCGCUGCCCAUGACGGACACGUCGGCGAUCCAGCUGGGCGAGCGGCCGGUGGACUUGAGCGGCAGGCAGGACGCGAAGGCGGAAUGGCACCACAAAUAAUAUUGGGUUAUACCCAGGACCGAUUUUGAGGAAUUUCUCACGCUGUACAGGCGUCUCAUGCGAUUGGCGGACUUCUUUCAGCACACGCAAACGGUGUCGCUGGGCGGGAAGGCGAAUUAUAGGUGUUAAGAGCCCGUCCUUUUACUUGUUUCAUCCUCACUUCCGUUGUGAUUCAUCCAAGACAGACUCUAUCACACAUUCCACACAUUUUGUUGGUCACAGUCCUCAAAAAUCGGUUGCAGGGAAACGCGAAUUGCUGUGUUAUAUGGGGGGUAAAAAGGAAAACAAGCUCUUCGAACUUAACGAACGUAAUUUAGGAGAAAAUGGUUGGGAUUAAAAGAUGCAAUUGGGCGCGAUUGAAGUGAAAAACCACCUCUUUUUGGAUUGACUUUGAGCUCUUUGAGAAUAUUUUGUGUAGAUUGUAAGGAAUUGGAAUCAUCGUUCUGAAUUAAAAAUGGGAAUUUGUAGAAAAAUUGUAGCAUAAAGCAUGGAAAACCUCCUCUGCUCACGAGAAAAAAAAGAAGAAAAAUAGGGAAUUAAUGAUCCUAAGAAAAUAAGCUAAUCGAUAGUGAAGAAAAAACUGCAACAGGAAUUUUAGAGACAUCACGCAAAACCGCUUUACGCUGCAUGAAAAAAAACCACUCAGAAACACAACAAAGCAAGCAUUAGAGUAAAGAAAAAAGACAAAAACACUCCCAAAAAGCUCCAAUAUUGCUGAUGAGAUGUUAGUGCAAUUUGCCAGAGGAAAUCACUCACGAUGAAUAAGAAACUUGUUACAUUUUUCAGUACUUAACUAUUCCAGUAUUAAGACAAUUACAUUAAUGUAGUUUUCUUUCAUUGAUCUUCUCUUAUUCUGUUGUUGUUCGAGUAAUAUUUCCCUCUCUUAAUUGUGUUUUGUUUUUCAUUGAAAGUUAAGAGAUCUUCAAUGGGAAUAUAUCGGGUGGGAAUGAAAGGAGAAAAAAAAACAAUUUUAGAUAGUGUUUAA